Messenger RNA from Leptopilina boulardi, 957 nucleotides. RefSeq lists its product as uncharacterized. Lineage: Eukaryota; Metazoa; Arthropoda; Insecta; Hymenoptera; Figitidae. The transcript has 5 exons. The record is from RefSeq and is a predicted model, not a curated record. Bases 142 to 801 code for a protein of 219 amino acids.
UACGCGUGAUGGAACAUACAAUCCUUUCUAUCUCUGAUUUCAUGUGUUAAAUUGUUUUUAUUCUAUUUUAUACGAAUAUUCUUUCUUGGUUAUUCUUAUUGUAUCACAGAUUUUGCAAAAAAAAAAGGUUUAAAAUUAACUAUGAAUAACGAAGCACAUUUAGUGAUUGGAAGUACCGAAUCGGAACUUGAUUCAGGUUAUAAAAAGGUUCUUGAUCUUCGUAAGUCAAUUAAUAAUGAAGAUAACUUAUUAACGAAAUACAAUGUGCGAAGUUUACAAGUUUUUAAAAGUAAUUGGAAAUUAAACAAAAAGGAAAAUGAUACAUUAGCAAAAAUAAAUUCAACCAAUAAAACGAUGGCUAAUGAUUCGACAAUGGCAGACAGUUACAAAGAGGGCAUAGGAUAUGCCAAAAAUUCGAAAAAACAAUUAUUAAAUAAAAACACAUUAGAAAUUAAAGAACAGAAAAGGAAGUUCGAGAAGAAGUUCUUCAAUUUUUAUCAUUACUACGAUUCGAAAAAUCUUUUGAUAACCAUAGAUGAACGUCGUAAUCUAAUUAAAAAAGAAAAAAACGAAUUAAAGACUAUAGAAAAGAAAGAGAAAUCUUGUAAGGAAAAAGGAAAAAAUGUUUAUGGCCAAAACGCUUUUAAUUAUCUUUUCGAUUUCUUAUGUACCGAAGAUAGUAGCAUUUUAUCAGAAAAUUUUCUCAUUAAACGAGAAAAUCGAGACUUAACAAUGAAAUGUUUUCAAAAUAAAAAUACUAUUAAAGAAUUUUCAGUUCAGAAAUCCAAAUAUAAUCUCUAGUGUGGAUAUUAGAGACACCUUCACUUAAUUAUAUUUUUUUCUAUAUAAAUCAUUUUCAUAUUUAAAGUUUCCUUGUUAAAAAGAUGAUUUCAAUAAGAUAUAUUUCUUCAAAGUUAUGUGAACAAAAAAAAUAAAUAUUUUCCUUAAUUUAAACUA